AUGUGGUGGUCUCCAGGCAACAUGCGCUCACCUUGCCGGAUGACAGUAGUCGUAUUCGCCGCUUUGUUCUUCACAGAUCCUAGCGCUGCGGCGAAUGUUGCUCGUUCUGAAACGCCAACAUCAGGGUGUACGGCGGUCGCUACCACUGUCACAUUUGUGACUGCUAUCUCCACUAUAGGAGGCAUAACAACAACAACCACCGAUGUAGCGACAGUGACGGGGUACUCUACUACCAUCACUGUCCACAUUACCCCAUUUAGCAACGGAACCACGUUAACUAGUAUCGAGGGUCUGGAUGUCACAGCUGGUGUACCUUUCGAGAAGAGGGCGACAAGUGCUGCUGCAUUGUCCUUUACAACGUCUCGUUACUUGAACAGCUCUCUGACCAUGACGCCUACGCCUACAAAGCCACAGACAGCCUGCCCGACUGUGACCGAAAUUUACACACUGACUAGCAUCGUGACGUUGCCGGGAACGGGAAUCGUGGUCACGCUCACCGAGACAAUGCUCACUGCUUCAAUAUUAUUGAGUAUCCAUUAUCCCGACCCAGCUACUUUUGUGGAACCUAUUGCAGCUAUUCUGGGCUCCCAGCCUAUAUCCACUAGAACUAGCCCUUCAAGUACUGUCCUCGCUGUGCCGACUGAUGAGCCAAACAACACGGACGAUUCCGAUGGAGAAUCUACUCCAGCAUUGCCCCAAAAUACGUCUCCAGGUGUAGCGAAACCUACGUCUGGUGGCACAGUACAAAGAUCGUCAAGAGUUCCUGAGUCACCACCAAAUAAACUCCCUACGUCACCCGUCGAUCCUCCGAUUACCACGAAAGUCUCCAGUCCAGAACAAACUCGCACCAAAAAUUUGCCAGGCAUCGGUCCUAUUGUGAUCGACCCAUCACGUUCGGCUAUUUUUGUAAACGGUGCAGCAAGCGCAAUUACUCCUGGACAGCAGACAACUAUCAACAACAUCCCGAUCUCGCUGGACACUUCUGCUACCUUCAUCGUUAUCGACGGUACUAAGACGUUGGCACUCCCUCCAUCCACUCCGGUACCUCAACCAGCACGUGUGGUACUCGGUGGCACAACCAUCGACAUUGGUCAGGUCGCUACCCAACUUGACCCCGGUGAGGUGACCACAAUUGAUGGUGUUCCCAUUUCGCUAGACGUUUCGGCUUCUUAUGUGGUCCUCGGAGGUACCCGGACAAUUCCACUGCUUGAAGUUACACGUAUGCCUAGUGCAUCUAUGGUGACCUUGGAUGGCACAACUAUUAACAUCAGCGAGCUUGCUACAGAGCUUGAUCCUGGCGAGGUGACCGUCAUCGGCACCAUGACUAUCUCACGCGAUACUUCAGCACUAAUCGCCGGCACUACGACUAUAUCGCUUGCUGCAUUACCGAGCGAUGUGGUUCUUGGAGGUACAAUGAUCUCUGCAGGUGUCCUUCCCUCUGGAUUCUCUUUUGUCCCUGCGACUGCUGGAGGAGGCUUGCUACUACCCAAUGGCCAGACAUUGAUGCCUGGGGCCAUGACGACGAUUGGCGGUAUUGAGAUAUCGCUUACGCCCGGAGAAACACCUGUCGCUGUAGUUGAGAGCUCAGUGUCCAUUACCGCAUCCGGUACUCUGAGCAGUACUUCUGGAAACUUCAACAACGGCGAUACUCUUGGGAUUGGACAACCGACAAGUACUACGACUGGUGACUCAGCGCAAUUCACUGGUAGUGCAGGCGCAAGCACUCGAAGCGUCCGCAACAUGAUGCGGAGGUUAGCUAUGUCAAGCAUGUUAUUUGUUAUCACUCACGCUUGGGUCUGA
Molecule: messenger RNA, 1800 nt
Organism: Alternaria atra
Lineage: Eukaryota; Fungi; Ascomycota; Dothideomycetes; Pleosporales; Pleosporaceae
Exons: 4
Coding region: 1-1800 (599 amino acids)
Source: RefSeq, a predicted model, not a curated record